AAAAUCCAAUAAGAAUAUCAAAAGGUCUUAUUUUACCAAAAUAAAUAAAUAUCAAAAGGUCUUUCUUUCUACAUGCGUUAACUUAUGUAAAGACCUAAACGUGUUUAUUAACCCUAUAUAUAUAUAUAUAUAUCAUAUGUUCCCUCUCCACAGCCUCUAUACUGUAUCUUCGGCUGAUCAUGAUCUCCCACAAAGUUGAACCAACCAAAAAGAAGAAGACGGUUCCUGAGCUACCGUCGAUGUUUUCUUCACUACCUGACGAAAUCAUAGAAAACAUUCUUGCACGUGUCUCCAGAUGGAAGUACCCAUUGCUCUCUCUCGUCUCAAAGAGAUUCCACUCUCUCUUAUCAUCUAUGGAGAUCUACAAGACGCGAUCUCAAGUAGGAGCAGAUGAAACAUGCGUCUAUGUCUGGUUAAAGUUGCCCGAUCAUCCAUGUGCAAGCUGGUUUAGCCUUGAACCUAAUAAAAAGAGAACCAAACUGAAAAGCAAAAUUGGGUUUAAGCGGGACCCAAGUGUAAUGUCGGUUGUUCCUAUACCUCGCUCUUCUACCAAUUCUUUUCCCGACCUAUAUUACACGACGACAGUUGGUCCGGAAAUUUACAUAAGUGGUGGACCCUACCCGGAACCAUCUUCCUCUGUUCGGAUAUUCGAUUGUCGGAGUCACACAUGGCGUGAUGCCCCUAACAUGAUCGUGGCACGGGAGAAUGCGGAGACAGUUUUACUCGACGAGAAAAUAUAUGUGAUGGGAGGUUGUGAUAUUGACAAGUACUAUGCCAACUGGAUUGAGGUAUUUGACGUAAAAACUGAGUCUUGGACAGCCUUUCCUGGUCCUGGCGCUGACGAAGACGACUUACGUAAUAACUUACGCAAUAAUAAUAAUGAAUGUUACAUAGUUAACGUGUUCGAAGGGAAACUUUACGUAGCCGCAGAUGAGAAGGAAUACUCUUACGACCCGAAAAAUGGUACAUGGAAACUUGUAAGAGAGAAUUCAAGUUUCACAACAGAUUCCGUAUAUAUUUGGGCUAAGAUGGGGAAUGUAACAUACGGUUGCACUGAUUCAGGGAACUUAAUGUGGUCUGGCUUUGAGAAUGAAAGUAUAGAGUGGAGGGAGAUCAAGGGUUUGGAGAAACUCCGUAAGCAUCCUACAAGAGGUUUGGAAACUGGGAUUGACUUUGGACUGGUGGGCUUUGGUGGCCAACUUUUAGUUAUGUGGUACCCGUCUCUAACCAAACGAAGGAACACAAUUUGGUAUGCCAAGAUUUCUGUAGAAUCAAGACGCAAUGGACGUGAGGUGUGGGGAAAAGUUGAGUGUGUUGAUGCGCUUACCUUUCCUGUCGAAUCAUGUGAAGGGUUUGGCUGUGUUGCUGCGUCGGUUUGAUUUCUCUUUGAGAUAGUAUGAGUUUUUUUCCUUUUGCUUUGAACAUGCUGUUUUGUCCUUAGAGACGGUCUUCAUCCCUUUGUUUUCACAUACAAUACAAGUGAAAUCAUAAAUCUAAAUUAUACAUACAUUAAUUACUAUUGGUGGUUUGCAUUUUUGGUUACACAUUAGUGUAUGGUAAUUUAUUUUCAGAUGAAACUACGAUAAUAGUGAAUUGAUAUUACGCAGAUGUACGUGACUGUGUUAAGAAUGUAAGAAUAUUAUUUUAAAAAAAAAACUGAAAAUGUACUUCGAGUGAUUAUACGGAGAGAUUUGUUACGGCAUGUCAAAUCUAUUAGGGUUCAGAAUCAAGAGCAGCGACACAAGAACUUUGAAGUCAUAUAGUGAUCUUGUCAUAAGAAGAAGCAGACCCUUUUCUUUUCUUUUGGAACUUUUUCAGACCGUUCGCUUGUGUACUCUUUCCCAGUUCUGUAAUAAAAAUUCUAAAGUCUGAACCAUUCUCUCCUACUGUUCAUAUAGAAUCCUUUUUAACUAGAUGGCGUUUUGGAGAAUGCAGAAAACGAUAGUAAUUAGAUUUUCUCCUGU
Molecule: messenger RNA, 1964 nt
Organism: Raphanus sativus (radish)
Lineage: Eukaryota; Viridiplantae; Streptophyta; Magnoliopsida; Brassicales; Brassicaceae
Product: F-box/kelch-repeat protein At5g39560-like
Exons: 1
Coding region: 180-1379 (399 amino acids)
Molecular function (GO): protein binding
Source: RefSeq, a predicted model, not a curated record